This is a messenger RNA of Miscanthus lutarioriparius, 642 nucleotides long. The record is from the annotation of a GenBank genome assembly. NCBI's taxonomy places the organism in Eukaryota, Viridiplantae, Streptophyta, Magnoliopsida, Poales, Poaceae.
AUGGAUGCUAUCAGCCUUGACGACUGGGAGCUCCUCCUGCCUGACCACAAGAGCUCCUUCGGCAGCCAUGGCGUUGUCGGUGGUAAGGACCAGCUCUUGCUCGGGGCCGAGCUGGUCGUGAUCGACAUGGACCACUUCGGCCCUACGUCGUCUCACCCUCCUCCCUACGACUGCAUCCUAGAUGAGGUAGCCAAGAAACCACUCCUGCUACUACCAUCAGAAAAAGAUGUCUAUGGGCGCGAUCCGAUCGCCGACUACAAGGACAUUGACGUCGUGGCGGCCGAACCAGAGCGGGAGGAGCUCGUGACCGAUAUACUGGUCUACGAAGCGGAAGAGCAGGAGGAGACGAUCAAGUCCGUCAAAGUGGCCGAUCAGGACGACGAUGACGUGCUGGUUGAAGCUGCUGCGCCUGAUGGCGUCACUGCCACGUUCUGCAUCUUGCUGCUUGGUGGCAAGCAGCAGCAACUGCAGAAGAGGCACGGUCACAAGAUCCAGCUCCAGCACAUGUAUGCUGACGAUGAGAGGAUUCAGCAGGUUGUGCAGCAGGCCUCCAGGCUGAACCAGACCAUGUCGUCGGUGAUGGGAGGCGCAUCAUCUGCACGGGCAAGCAUAUCGUUCGGUGGAUACUACCAAGGGUUUUGA